This is a messenger RNA of Penicillium macrosclerotiorum, 795 nucleotides long. RefSeq names its product ureidoglycolate hydrolase. The transcript has a single exon. The coding region runs from base 1 to 795 and encodes 264 amino acids. Gene Ontology annotation, molecular function: ureidoglycolate hydrolase activity; ureidoglycolate lyase activity. The record is from RefSeq and is a predicted model, not a curated record. NCBI's taxonomy places the organism in Eukaryota, Fungi, Ascomycota, Eurotiomycetes, Eurotiales, Aspergillaceae. Gene Ontology annotation, biological process: allantoin catabolic process.
AUGGCACCCAUCCUCACCUCCAAUCCCUCCAUCACGCUCGUUCCCGAGCCGCUCACGCCGGCCAGCUUUGCGCCUUUUGGUACCGCAAUCUGCUCACCACUACCGCGGGAAGUCAGCGUAGCCCCCCAGCCAUCAUCAUUGCCUCCAUCUCCAUAUAGUCCGACCCCUGUUUUGGCCAACCAGAAUUCCGCCCUCAAGUACAGCCCUAUCUCGCCUCUCAUUGACGGCUAUACCAAUGGCUCUCCAAGUGGGAAGCCUUCCUCCGCACGCAUGACUAUGUUCUGUUGCUUCCCCCGACAAUUGCGCACGAUCACUGCCAGUCAACAGCCGGAGAAAGAAGUUUUCGAUGUGCGCAUCCUCGAGCGUCAUCCAUUCACGAAUCAGACCUUCAUCCCGGUUGAUCUAUCCAGCCACGGGAAGGUUGGGGACGGAGAAGAAGAGCCGGUCUUUUUGGUAGUAGUGGCGCCAACAUUGAAAGGAGAGACUGCUACUGCGAGGAACAGCACCGGGGAGACAAUCACCAUUCGAGAUCCACCUGAUCUGCGAAAUGUGAAGGCCUUCAUCGCUCGAGGCGGCCAGGCUGUGACCUAUGGCGUGGGAACAUGGCAUGCGCCUAUGGUGGUUCUGGGACGCCGACGAGUCGACUUUGUUGUGGUACAGCAUGUAAACGGCGUGGAAGAUGAAGAUUGCCAAGAGGCGGCUUUCGGAGAGGGCAUCACCGUCGACUUGGGUCAGAAAGGUCAGUAUGGGCGACCAGAGAAGACGCCUGCGCGAUUGUGGGCAUCAAAGCUGUGA